AUGUCAUCCGUCGAGGACCCCGUCGUUGAGUCGCUGAGAUCUCGUUUAGUUGGAUCUGGUAACUUCCACAGUGGUAUCCAUUCUCUUGAUACUGCUUUAACUCUACAAUCAAGAAUCCACGACCAUCUGUUUGGCAUAGGACUUGACCCUACAGUAGCCAAAGUAUUGAGUGAUGAUUGCAAGAAACUAUUGGGGAAUUUUAAGGUAGAACCUGGCAAUCAGGAUAUUAAUAUUAGAAAUCUCUUAAACAAAAUUCUUUACAACUGUGAAGGUGUGUUGCACUACCACAUGGAGAGACCUAACGAUGCCAAUAUUUAUUUCUCCAAAUCUAAAGUCAUCGAACUCAGAGAUUUACCAUUUGCACAAUUCUUAAAUCUGGAAAAUUUGUACUAUAGGGGACUCUGUAAGGAUGACACUUUAUUAUAUGGAGAAGAAUUGUUUAGGAUUAUUGAUAGCGUACCCAACGAUUCACAAGGAUUAACAUUACACUAUUUGAGUAUGAUUUUCAACCACAUCUCAAGAGACAAGGAGGUUGCAGGACGCAUUUUAGCUACAUUCCCUUCAAGUAGUCCAUUGACUUGUUUGGCAUCAUUACAUUUGGGAGAAUACGAAGAUACCAAAUUCCUAAACAUUUUAGCACAGUUAGUAAAUGAAUCGCAUUUUCCACAGGCAGAGGCUAAUAAUAAUAAAGCGUUGGAGGAUUUCCACAUGUUUUUACAUUAUUAUUUUAAAAAGGCUACCAAAUUAUCGCCAGAUUGGAAAAAGUAUAUCAUCGAAUCGAUGGAAAAGACUUUCCAAAGUGUAGCCGUGGCUAAGUCUGCAUUUAUCUAUUUUGGCAGGAAUUCAAUCACGUCUCCAGUGGAUACUAAAGAAUCCAUUUUAAAUUUCGUCAAUUUUGUGAAAUACACUCAAAGGGAAUACGUUUUACAUGGGAACAAACAUGAUGAUCUAGUUUCAUUGAUUGAUUCCUACGCUUACAUUUUAAAAAUAGCUCAAGAUUCAUCUCACGAUGUGGAAAAUGUGUUCAAUUUCCAAGAUUCAGUGAACAAACUGCUAGACUUGCUACGAUUAAUGCAUAAACAGAACGGAUUCCCCCUAAUGAGUGGACAAGAUUCUCUGAAUUGGUUAGAAAACCGUGAUGAAUUGAUUUUACCACGUACCGUUUCCAAAAGGUUGACAAACGCAUGGGAAAUGCUUUUCACAAUUGAUAAAAAUUCUUUGACCCUUUUAAACGACAACAGCCUAACUGCAUAUUUGACGAAUGCACUAAGCGUAGCUACAGAUCCUUUGAAAUUGUACCAGUUGAAUUUCCAAUACUGCUAUCUUUUAGCACAAAAGGGCCUCAUUGAACCGGCUAUCAAAAUUUUAGAAACAGUACUAUUAGAAGAAAACCCAGAGUGCUACAGUGCCUGGCACCUAUUGGCACUAUGCAAAUCAAUUAAUGAAGAUAAAGAGGUUUCUUUCAAGAUCGUAUGUUCGGUGUUACAAGCUAUGCAAGAAGGCUUCGAAGAAGGUAGAUUAGCCGUUACAGAUAGAUGGCAAUUUGUGCAUCUUAAGAUGACCCAAUUAAAAAUCGUCGAAGAUAUCUUUGGUAUCAUGGAUGCCUUAGAGAUGUUACCAGAGUUAUUCGAACUUUUCUCCUUACUUUUCCCCGCAGAUGAUAAAAGAUUCGAUAGAAUUGGCAAUGGUUACAACCAGACCAAAGAAUACCUCUUACAGAUAGUAUGGCUCUUUGCCUCUGGGCUAUAUAUGAGAGUUCCCGAGAACUACACCGAUGCUGCAGAUGCUAUCAAUGAAUCAAUUGGUGUCUCCAAGGAAUUCAAAAAUUUGAAUUGUAAUAUAGCUAAAGGUUAUUUGUGCCUGGCGAGAGGUCAGUGCAAAAGAGCAUCAAAAGAAUUCAAUACCGUGUUAUUAGCAGAUCCCUAUAACGUUUCCGCUCUAGUGGGGUUGGCACAGGUAGUUUACCCAGAAGGUGAUACUGAAAUCUGCGAUUACUAUAAAUUGAGACCACUUACACCUGACUCGCUCGACCAAAAACAAGACUGCCAACCAGAAUCCGUUUUCGUCAGUGAGGCCGAUAGAUCUGCCAAUAUUGCACGUCUAAAACUUCUGUUAGAAUCCGCAAUUGCUCAUUCCAUAGAGGCAGAUCAUUCUCCAGAGAUUUGGUGGUACUUAUCGCUAAUUUACGAACAGUACAAGGACAUUGGCUACAAGGACGCAUUGCUCAAUUGUGUGAGGUACAAGGAAACGGAACCAGUACGUCCAUUUAAAUACUGUAACUUUUAA
Messenger RNA from Zygosaccharomyces rouxii, 2286 nucleotides. RefSeq names its product Ypp1p (gene YPP1). The record is from RefSeq and is a predicted model, not a curated record. Gene Ontology annotation, molecular function: protein binding. The coding region runs from base 1 to 2286 and encodes 761 amino acids. NCBI's taxonomy places the organism in Eukaryota, Fungi, Ascomycota, Saccharomycetes, Saccharomycetales, Saccharomycetaceae. The transcript has a single exon.